UCACUCAUACAUACACACUGAGAGAGAGAGAGAGAGAGAGAGAGAGAGAAAUACACAAUUAACGUCACAAUGCUUUCUCUCGCUUCUGACUGUACAUGUCUGUGAGUGUGUGAGCAGACGGCACUGAGGCAGGGCGCGCGCAGAGGCCAGGGUGUGUGUUGGGUAUCGGCACCUGGUCGACGUCACUACACCCAAGCCCGCGGAGGAGCCCGUGAGCGACCUCCACUUCCUCAUACGGUGGAAUGUAAGUGGUGGGCAACAAACCUGAAGAAAAGAGCAGAAAGAAACAUUAAGAAAGAGCAACGGUCGGAAUUUUUCGCAAGAGAGCGGUGUUGUGCUGGCCUGUGUUCGGAACAGUAAAUGUUUAUAGAUUGAGCGUGUGUAUGUGCGUGUGUGUCUGAGUGUGUCUGAGAGGUGACCAUGGCGCCAUUUCUGCGGAUAUCUUUCAGUGCGUAUGACCUGGGAGCUCUGUCCCCCAUCACUGAGUCUCCUUUCUGCGCUGUCAAAAUGAAGGAGGCACUUGGCACAGAGCGAGGGAAGACCCUGGUCCAGAGGAAGCCCACCAUGUUUCCUGCCUGGAGGGCCAGUUUUGAUGCCCACGUCUACGAGGGGCGGGUCCUGCAGGUGCUACUCAUGCAGACAGCUGAAACGCCAUUGGCUGACGUCACCAUCGGCGUGUCUGUUCUGGCGGAGCGCUGCAAAAAGGGAAAUGGUCGUGCAGAAUUUUGGAUUGAUCUUCAGCCCUCAGGAAAAGUCAUGAUGUCAGUGCAAUAUUUUCUAGAGGAUGCAGACACAGAGUGUAGGCAGUCUGUGAUGCUGGAGGAUGAGAUGCCCACACUGAACCGCAGGCGGGGAGCCAUCAAACAGGCCAAGAUCCACUUCAUCAAGAACCACGAGUUCACCGCCACCUUCUUCCGCCAGCCCACCUUCUGCUCCGUCUGCAGGGAGUUUGUCUGGGGUCUCAACAAGCAGGGAUAUAAGUGCAGACAGUGCAAUGCGGCCAUCCAUAAGAAAUGCAUUGACAAGAUCAUCGGCAGGUGCACCGGAACUGCUGCCAACAGUAGAGACACAGUGUUUCAGAAGGAGCGCUUUAAGAUCGACAUGCCACAUCGUUUUAAGACUCACAACUACAUGAGUCCUACCUUCUGUGAUCACUGUGGGAGCCUGUUGUGGGGUCUGGUUAAACAGGGACUCAAGUGUGAGGACUGUGCAAUGAAUGUUCACCAUAAGUGUCAGAAAAAAGUGGCCAACCUCUGUGGAAUCAACCAGAAGCUCCUUGCUGAGGCUCUCACUCAAGUUAGCCAGAAAUCCACUCGCCGCCCUGAAUCUAAAGAUCAGGAUAGUGACGUGUACCAGGACUUCAACAGCAGCCCCGGCCCGGACACUAACGAUGGCGCUCCUUAUGGUUGCCUGUGGGACGGGACGGGUCCUCGCCCCGCCUCACGCAUCUCACACCAACCAUGCAUCGUCGGCAUCGAUAACUUCAUACUGCACAAAGUGCUGGGCAAAGGCAGUUUUGGCAAGGUGCUGCUGGCUGAGCUGAAGGGCAGUGGAGAGUACUUUGCGGUGAAGGCCCUGAAGAAGGACGUAGUCCUGAUGGAUGACGACGUCGAGUGCACCAUGGUGGAGAAGCGGGUGCUGGCCCUCGCCUGGGAUAACCCCUUUCUCACACACCUCUACUCCACCUUCCACAACAAGGAGCAUUUGUUCUUUGUGAUGGAGUAUCUGAAUGGAGGAGAUCUCAUGUUUCAUAUUCAAGAGAAAGGACGAUUUGAUCUGUACAGGACCACAUUCUACUCUUCAGAGAUUGUAUGUGGUCUGCAGUUUCUACAUUCCAAAGGCAUCAUCUAUAGGGACCUGAAGUUGGACAAUGUGAUGCUGGAUGGCGAGGGCCAUGUAAAGAUAGCUGACUUUGGCAUGUGUAAGGAGAAUGUGUUUGGGGAGAACCGCGCCACCACAUUCUGUGGGACACCCGACUACAUCGCCCCAGAGAUCCUGUUAGGCCUGGCUUACUCAUUCUCAGUGGACUGGUGGUCUUUGGGAGUGCUGGUGUAUGAGAUGCUGAUUGGUCAGUCGCCAUUCCAUGGUGACGAUGAAGAUGAGCUGUUUGAAUCCAUCCGAACGGACACACCCCAUUACCCACGCUGGAUUACCAAGGACACCAAAGAUCUACUGGAGCGGUUGUUUGAGCGUGACCCCUCCCUCCGGCUGGGGAUUGUGGGUAAUAUUCGAGGCCACGUCUUCUUCAAGACCAUAAACUGGUCUGCCUUAGAGAGGAGAGAAGUGGACCCUCCGUUCAAACCAAAAGUGAAAGCACCCAAUGACUGCAGCAACUUUGACCGGGAGUUCCUGAACGAGAAGGCCCGCCUCUCCCACUGCGACAAGAGCCUGGUUGACUCCAUGGACCAGACUGCGUUCGCCGGCUUCUCGUUCGUCAACCCCAAGAUGGAGGAACUCAUCCUUCAGAAGUGAUGAAGAAGCCCUUCCACGCUCGCCUCCCUCCCCUCAGUGCCGCCUGAAAGGCCCGCCUCACGUCCGCCCAGGAUGGAAGUUCCAGAUCUGCACACGGACUCCCCCCAACUAGCCCCUAAUUGUGUGUAUAUGCCUCAUAGCAGACGCUAUCUUCUGAGCGCGUUUCAAAACUAUGUCCUUCGAAUAACUAACACAGAGUCACAACAACAUCAGCACAUGUCAAAUGCGUUUUGGCCCUGUUGUUGACGCAGUUGAACAGAUGAGGUAGCUACCAUAUUGCACAUGUUGUCUCUACAAGUUACUUUGUUAAUUGUGGCAUCUAGGCUACAUUAAAGUCAGCGAUGCGCGUGGACAUCCUUACAAUAUGACUUGAUGUGACAAAGAAAUCUUGCUCCGUAUUGCUACACUGUUACAGCUUAACAUAACUGAACAUAGCAUAGCAUAAGUGAUAUUUUGUGGAAAUGUAGCAUUGCAAACAGGCUUUUGUCCUAGUACAUGGAUUAUGUUUGAAUGUGUCUGGAUAUUGGUCACAAAAUAAUGAUCCAGAAAUGAUUGGUAGAAGUCAUGUAUCCACAUCAUCUAUGACUCAUUUGAUUGGUAGAAGGCAUGAAUCCACAUCAUCUAUGACUCAUUUGAUUGGUAGAAGGCAUGAAUCCACAUCAUCUAUGACUCAUUUGAUUGGUAGAAGGCAUGUAUCCACAUCAUCUAUGACUCAUUUGCUUCCCUCCGGUUGCUUCCGAGGGACAUAAAUCAUCUCGGCCUAGAAAAGACUGCCACCCCAACCUGGCUCCUACUUACUCACGCUGCUCAGUAAUGGCCCCUGUUCCGCAGUAAGACAACUUGUCAUGAUCAUCACACUCCAGACAAGAGAAGUCACUGCAGAGAUUGUGCUUAAGUGUUUGUGUCUAUGGGAGCUUGGAGAUAGAGAGACAGGAGUAGACGAGAACAGAAACUCUGUAUAGAGAGCUAUAGUAAUUUUAGACUUUGCAUGUUGAAGUGCUAGUGCUACCUAUAUAUUGUGUGAUGUUAUCACUGCCAUAAGGCUAUAAGCAAAGACUCAUCACCCACCAGCGCAUACAUGAACUCUGAGGAAUAAAAGACUUUCUUCACCAAUCACAUUCCUCUUUUACCAUCAUCUCUAGUUCAUCCAUGAGUUCAGUAAACUCAUCCCUCAAAAUUCCUUAUUUUAACAAACUCCCUUUCGCUAUAUUCAUAGGACCAGGUGUGACUUCAGGACUUUGUGGUGAGGGGUUCAAAAUAGAGUUGAGGAUUUGUACAACAUGCAAAAGUAUCCGUGUCAAAGUGAGGCCAGGUUUCAGGGAGAAAGGCUAUGGGUGCAGUGUUCUCAGCUUUGUAUUUCUGAUGCAAUCCACAACCAACUUGUCAACAACAUCUCUUGAGACGUAUGUUCUCCUGCUGAACAGACAAAGUCAAUUCCCUCCACGCGACACAGUUUCAUGCCAACCUCACCCCCAACCAACCCAUCACCCACCUCCACUCAACACAGGUCCAUGCCAACCUCACCCCCAACCAACCCAUCACCCACCUCCCACAAUCCUCUGACUGUUAUCUAUAUUCAGUAGUGUAUCAGUAGAUGUGUGUGUGACUUGGCCAGAGCUGACAUUCUCACUCAGCGUUACAAAAGCAACACAUAUGAUGUGCUAUAAGUCCUUUAAAGUUGAUUGUUAAGGGUAUAGGAUGUGCUAAGGAUUGGGCUGUUGUCAGGGGGUGUCGGUUAAAGCAUGUACACAAUAGCUCUGAUGUAAGCCGAUGCAGCUAGUUAUUUCUUAGAGACCUAAAUUAAACUAGAUUAAGACUAUGUUCCUCCAUAUUCUUUAAAAUAAAAUUAAAGACAAGCCAAUGCAAACAAUUAUGAUCAAGUGUAUAUUGUUGGUACAUUUAGGCAUAAGAUGUAUAUGGGUAUGUGGGUAUGUUUUGACUUAAGUAUAUUGCCUCUGUUUAUGUUGGUCUGUAUGUUAGUUUUAUAUUACAUCUGUCUGUUGAGUCAGAAACCUCAA
Clupea harengus (Atlantic herring) is the source of this 4490-nucleotide messenger RNA. RefSeq names its product protein kinase C, delta a (gene prkcda). Gene Ontology annotation, biological process: protein phosphorylation. The record is from RefSeq and is a predicted model, not a curated record. Lineage: Eukaryota; Metazoa; Chordata; Actinopteri; Clupeiformes; Clupeidae. Gene Ontology annotation, molecular function: diacylglycerol-dependent serine/threonine kinase activity; ATP binding.